This is a messenger RNA of Choloepus didactylus (southern two-toed sloth), 1577 nucleotides long. It is a transcript of the gene METTL17, whose product is annotated as methyltransferase like 17. Bases 48 to 1439 code for a protein of 463 amino acids. The transcript has 14 exons. The record is from RefSeq and is a predicted model, not a curated record. Gene Ontology annotation, molecular function: methyltransferase activity; structural constituent of ribosome. NCBI's taxonomy places the organism in Eukaryota, Metazoa, Chordata, Mammalia, Pilosa, Megalonychidae. Gene Ontology annotation, biological process: translation. Gene Ontology annotation, cellular component: mitochondrial small ribosomal subunit.
AGUGUCACAACCACCUACAGUUCCGUUUCCGGUUCGCCCGCGGAGCCAUGGCGACCGUCAGCCGACUGAGAUUCCUGCCGUCAUUAGUCAGAUGGCGCCGUGGCGUCAGACUAGCUCUCCAGUCCCAGGCGCUCGCGAUGAUCGUCCCUGGCGUUUCCCAGGUGGAUAACAAUUCUGAUUUUCUGGGGAAGAGGCCCCAUCGCCAGCAUCCCGGCAUCCUGCAGCUACCGCGCGUGAAGCUGCCUCAUGCACUGACUGAUGCUGCGCAGUUACUGUUGCGCCAGAACUCGGUGCCGAAUAUGGAGCAGCAGGUGCAAACACUGACCAACCAUCUCUGGAGCAGACAUGUGCCUGUGGAGCCAGAGGAGUUGCAAAGACGGGCAGAGGAUCUUGAGAAAAAACUGGGAAGCGCAGAUUCAUCUCAGUCAGAGGAGAAACUUCGUGGAGCUGUGCUGCAUGCCCUGUGCAGAACUACCUACCAUUGGCAAAAACUGAGCUACAAUGAGGGACUGAGCCUGGUGUAUAUGGCAGCAAGACUGGAUGGUGGCUUUGCAGCAGUCUCCAGGGCAUUCCAUGAGAUCCGAACUCGAAUUCCAGAGUUUCAGCCACAAACCUUAAUGGACUUUGGCUCGGGUACUGGUUCUGUCACCUGGGCUGCGCAUAGUACUUGGGGUCAGAGCCUACGUGAAUAUAUGUGUGUGGACAGUUCAGCUGCCAUGUUGCAUUUGGCAGAAAGGCUACUGAAAGGUGGCUCAGAAUCUGGGGAGCCUUAUGUUCCAGGUGUCUUUUUCAGGCAGUUUCUACCAGUCUCACCCAAGGUACAAUUUGAUGUGGUGGUAUCAGCCUUUUCCCUAAGCGAGCUGCCCAGCAAGGCUGACCGCACUGAGGUAAUUCAGACUUUGUGGCGCAAGACAAGUCAUUUUCUGAUACUGAUAGAGAAUGGAACAAAGGCUGGGCACCGCCUUCUCAUGGAUGCCAGAGACCUGGUCCUUAAGGGGAAAGAAAAAUCACCUUUGGACCCUCGGCCGGGUUUUGUCUUUGCCCCGUGUCCCCAUGAACUUCCUUGUCCCCAGUUGACAGCUUCUAAGCCUCUGGCCUGUAGCUUCUCCCAGGCUUACCAUCCGAUCCCCUUCAGCUGGAACAAGAAGUCAAAGGAGGAAAAGUUCUCUCUGGUGAUCCUUGCCCGGGGAUCUCCAAAGGAGGCUCAUUGCUGGCCCCGUAUCACUCAGCCUGUCCUUAAACGGCCACGCCAUGUGCACUGUCACCUGUGCUGUCCAGAUGGGCAUGUGCAGCAUGCUGUGAUCACUGCCCGCCGGCAUGGCAGGUAUAAGAGGGAUUUGUACCGCUGUGCUCGUGUCAGCUCCUGGGGAGAUCUUUUACCUGUGCUUACACCGUCUGAGCUUCCUUCGUCCCCUGCUCAAGAUUCCCCUGAGAGUUAACAAGGAUGUGUAACAAGUAUUUUCUUCUAUCAUGCCUCCCAAGCUGAAGCUUCCUGGUAUUCAGGAUGGGAGUGCUGGUACCCCCUUAUGUCUUGAGUUUGAGGUUUUAAUUUAAAUAAUAAAAUUUAUUUUCAAGAA